Molecule: messenger RNA, 1395 nt
Organism: Cephus cinctus (wheat stem sawfly)
Lineage: Eukaryota; Metazoa; Arthropoda; Insecta; Hymenoptera; Cephidae
Gene: Pef
Product: peflin
Exons: 5
Coding region: 149-724 (191 amino acids)
Biological process (GO): COPII vesicle coat assembly
Molecular function (GO): calcium ion binding
Source: RefSeq, a predicted model, not a curated record
UAGCGUUGGUUGUUUGUUGCAAUGAGUGAUUUGUAGUUUGUUGUGUGAUUUCGUGCUGCCAGUAUCUGUUUGUUUGUUACAAUAUUUUAUAAAGAAAUUACAUAAUUAUUUUAAUAAACUACAAUAUUUCAUUCAAUUUUAAACAGUCAUGGCUUAUCCGCAACUUGGCAAUAUGCAUGGUGCAACAUUAGGCUCAACUACUGGUUCGAUACAGGUGAAUCCAGAAGUACAACAAUGGUUUGCUGCAGUUGAUCGAGAUGGUAGUGGUAGAAUAAGUGCAGUGGAAUUAAAGUCAGCAUUAGCAAAUGGUCAAGGGGGAACAUUCUCUGACACAGCCUGCAAACUUAUGAUAGGAAUGUUUGACAAAGAGAAACGGGGAACAAUAGACUUGCAAGAAUUUCAAGCUUUGUACAACUAUAUUAAUUCUUGGCUUGGAGUUUUUCGAGGAUUUGAUCACGAUAAUUCAGGCAGCAUCCAGGAAAGUGAACUUUCUGCAGCUCUUACUCAGAUGGGAUACCGUUUUAGUCAAGAUUUUAUAAAGUUCUUGAUAAAAAAAAGUGACUUCAAUCAACAUGAAAGCAUUACUGUUGAUCAAUUCAUCGUUGUUUGUGUACAAAUUCAAAGAUUUACUGAGGCCUUUCGAAUAAGAGACACAAACCAAACAGGCGAAAUUAAUAUAAAUUUCGAGGAUUUCCUCUCUGUUGCACUAAAUUGCAGUGUGUAAACUUCGGUUAAUAUCAAACUAGAAUAUAAUCCAGUUACAUAGGUCAUGCUGUUCUAUGAGCUAGUAUUAUCCAUAAUGUUAUUCAAUUUAUAAAGGUGAAUGAACUUGCAUAUAAACCUUAAAUGUACGCGGGAAACUCCACGUAGAUUAAAAAUCUACUUACAAUUAGUUUCAUAUGCAGUUGGAAAUCUUGAUGUUUCUUAAAUCCAUCAGCCUAAUUGAUUUUGGUUUAUCCGCCAUUUCGUAGCUAUUUCACUGGUAAAUGACGCAAGCAAGAUAAUAAGGGAAUUACAUAUGAACUGCAUUACAUUAUUCAAGAGGUGAACAACAUUUGUAAUUAUACCUUGCUGAUAUACAUAUAGAAAAGAAAAGCUAGUGUUCGAUGAACGUUAUUUAAGCUUAAUGAUAGUAUUUUAUGAAAAAUUUUUAUUUUUUUUAAUGCAAAAUAUAUAUAUUGGACAUUUAAAUACCUCUUAAAAGGAUUUUAAGAAGCUACCUCGUAUUAUGCUUAUACAAUCUUUUAUAGAAAAGGACACGUAGAUUAUAAUAUAAUAAAUCUUAUGGAUAUCUAGAGAUUAUAUGCAUUGUAUAAGUUGAUUAAUCAAAAAUAUACACGACAUUCGACCGUUGUAACAUAUUCAACAGAUCACAAUAAAAAUAACUAAAAUUAA